AAAAAAAUCUUUCUGUAGAUUAAAUGGAAUGAGACAAGUGACACAAUUCAUACUCACAAGUCAUUCGACUUGUCAAGAAUUGCAUAUUAUACAAUGAUAUAUUGAUAUUGAUCGGAGUAUUGGGUAUUAGAAUAGUAUUAUAUGUAGCUUAAAAGUUAAAACAUAAUAUUCCUUCCUCUCCCCUCGAUAUUGUUAUAUUGAUGUUGAGAGUGAUGAGUUUAAUUUUUAAACAAAGAGCUGUGUUACGGUUUGCAAGCAGAGAACAAUGACUUAGUUGUACAAUUAACAAAAGGCCCCCGAAAGUUCAAGUAAUUGGAUCAUUAGGCCCCGAUUUUUGAAAAGUGAGAUCCCCGACCCCUUUUCCCCCCGCUGACACCUCCCCCCUCUGUUUUUGGCCGACGCAAUAUAUGGUUCCACGCUACUCUCAUUCUAGACAGUAGACAACACACCAAUGCAAAUGCAAGACAUCUUCGGAUCAGUUCGCCGAUCACUGGUAUUUCGUACUUCGCCGGAGAACGAAGAAGCCUCACUUGGUGGAACCCUAGUUGAUAAGAUCAAUUAUUGCAUCCGCAAGUCCAGAGUCUUCUCUAAACCUUCUCCGGCGUCUCCGCCAUUGCCACCCAUUACCAAGGAAUCUUCGCCUAUGAUCCGAUGGCGCAAGGGCGAGUUGAUCGGAUGCGGUGCCUUUGGUCGAGUUUACAUGGGCAUGAAUCUUGAUUCUGGGGAGCUUCUGGCAGUAAAACAAGUUCUGAUCGCGGCUAGUAGCGCUUCGAAGGAGAAGGCACAGGCUCACAUAAAGGAGCUUGAGGAAGAAGUUAAGCUUCUUAAAGAUCUUUCUCAUCCCAAUAUUGUUAGAUAUUUGGGUACAGUUAGGGAGGAGGACACCUUGAAUAUUCUUCUGGAGUUUGUCCCAGGUGGAUCCAUAUCAUCACUUUUGGGGAAGUUUGGAGCUUUCCCUGAGGCUGUUAUUAGAACUUUCACCAAGCAGUUACUGCUGGGACUUGAGUACUUGCACAAAAAUGGAAUCAUGCACAGGGACAUUAAGGGGGCAAAUAUCCUUGUUGAUAAUAAAGGAUGCAUAAAACUUGCUGAUUUUGGGGCUUCCAAACAGGUUGUUGAGCUGGCUACCAUUUCUGGUGCCAAGUCUAUGAAGGGUACUCCAUAUUGGAUGGCUCCUGAAGUUAUUCUCCAGACUGGGCAUAGCUUUUCUGCUGAUAUAUGGAGCGUUGGCUGUACUGUGAUUGAGAUGGCCACCGGAAAACCUCCUUGGAGCCAGCAGUACCAAGAGGUUGCUGCUCUCUUCCAUAUAGGGACAACAAAGUCUCAUCCCCCAAUUCCGGAUCAUCUCUCUGCUGGAGCAAAAGAUUUUCUAUUAAAAUGUUUGCAGAAGGAACCGGUCUUAAGGCCAUCAGCAUCGGAACUGCUGCAGCAUCGCUUUGUUACUGGUGAACACACGAGUUCUCCUGGGUCAUAUGCAGCAAUGGAAAAAUUUGAAGCUUCUUCAGCAUCAUGUGCGUCUAACACCAAAACUCCGUCAACUGCACAUCCUGAGGAAGAAGAAAAUAAAGAGUAUUGGGGAAUGGACAAUGAUGACGACAUGUGUGAGAUUGAUGACAAAGAUGAGUUCUCUGAGGGGGCUGUUAAAGUUAGAUCCUCCAUGUCAGAAAAUAUCAUGAGUUUCAACCCAAUGUCUGAGCCCUCUGAUGAUUGGAGUUGCAAAUUUGAUGUGAGUCCAGAGCUGGAUCAUAGUGGAGUUAGUAUUUGCACUGAUGAAAUGUACAAGCCUCCUGGCCACCCGGAGGCUUUCCAAGAGGAGCAAAAAGAUUUUUCCUUUGCAGGCGAAGCAUCAGUGUCUGAGGAUGAUGAUGAACUCACGGAGUCAAAAAUACAAGCUUUUCUGGAUGAGAAGGCUCUAGGACUGAAAAAACUGCAGACGCCUUUAUAUGAAGAGUUCUACAACAGUUUAAAUACAUCUUGUUCUCCCAAUGCGGUUGAAACCACAAAUGACGAAACUACUCCAAAGUUCUUGGCAUUACCUCCUAAAAGCAGGUCCCCGAAUCGGGUGCCAAUUGGCACCCCAUCAAAAGCAAUUGACCAUACUGAAAGUCCUGGAAGUAAUGGCAGGUCCUCCCCAAAUGUUGGCAAUGCAACUGAUCAUAAUUCACAUGACAUACCAUCACCGCCCCUCAAUGAAUGGAAAGGAUUGCUAGUUGAUUCCCAGCAGGAGCCUUCUAGCCCAAGUUUAAGCUUUUCUGAGAGACAGAGGAAGUGGAAAGAAGAACUUGACCAGGAGCUUGAGAGAAAGCGCGAAAUGAUGCGUCAAGCUGGUAUCGGAGGGAAAACAUCAUCACCAAAGGAUCGAGCCUUAAAUCGGCAGAGAGAACGGACAAGAUUUGCAUCACCAAGCAAAUAAAGUGUCAGAUUGGUCAACCUUCCACGUGGCCCCAUUUUAGCCGCUGGGAAUUGCAAAUACGAGUUUCACUGCAGGGUGUUAAUUUUUUUUUAUACCCGAUUCGGUCGUUUUGGUGUCAUCCAGCCCCAUAAUGCUUCCUUGUGCAGGUCUUGAAUAUACAGGUGUUUAGUACGUGUGACCCGAUUGUAUUAUGAAGUGAAAAAUAAUCAGAAUUGCGUGGUUUCAGAUUACUUAUAGAAUGAGUUGCCAUCA
This is a messenger RNA of Prosopis cineraria, 2665 nucleotides long. RefSeq names its product mitogen-activated protein kinase kinase kinase NPK1. Gene Ontology annotation, biological process: protein phosphorylation. The coding region runs from base 452 to 2413 and encodes 653 amino acids. Gene Ontology annotation, molecular function: ATP binding; protein kinase activity. The transcript has 17 exons. NCBI's taxonomy places the organism in Eukaryota, Viridiplantae, Streptophyta, Magnoliopsida, Fabales, Fabaceae. The record is from RefSeq and is a predicted model, not a curated record.